AUGGCUCUGUUAUAUGUUAGAGGGCUAGUUGACAAAACCUUAUUUGUGAAACAGUUCAAGAAAGAUGUUCUUAUUGCUAAAGUAUAUGCGGAUGAUAUUGUGAUUGGUUCAAUCUCAGAGUUUCAUGGACAAGAAUUUAUUCAAGUGACUAGUGAGUUUGAAAUGAGCCUUGUUGGUUAG
Prunus armeniaca (apricot) is the source of this 180-nucleotide messenger RNA. Lineage: Eukaryota; Viridiplantae; Streptophyta; Magnoliopsida; Rosales; Rosaceae. The record is from the annotation of a GenBank genome assembly.